UUUCCGUUUGAAGAAGAAGAUGAGUCCAAGGAUAGAGUUUCUCAAAACGACGGCGUUUUUCAUCUCGCCGGAGAAUCCCCGCGACAUGUCGGCGCUCGUCUCCCGAGCCGCUCUCCUCCUCUACCUCUUCACCUCCAUUACCCUCGUCGUUUACAUCUCCUUCUCGAACCGGCCUCACUCGUUCGUCCGGUUCACUUACCCGAACGUCGAAACGGGUCCCGAUUCCGGUUCGCCGCCGGAUGAUGAUUCCCCGACUAACAUCUCUCAUAUCCUGUUCGGCAUCGGCGGGUCGGCCAGGACGUGGGAAGAGCGACGCGCUUUGAGUUCGCUCUGGUGGGACGUGGAAUCCGUUCGCGGAUACGUCUGGCUCGACGAGAAGCCGCCGCCGGGUGACGGCGGUGACUCGUUGCCGUAUCGGGUGUCGAGUCCCGAAUGGAAACGGUUUAUGUAUUCGAGUUCCAGACCGGCGGUUCGGAUCGCUCGGAUAAUUUUGGAUAGUUUCAAUUUGAAGCUGCCGAAUGUGCGGUGGUUCGUGAUGGGAGACGACGAUACUGUGUUCUUCACUCAUAACAUAGUUUCUGCCUUAAGAAGAUACGAUCACCGUGAAAUGUGGUACAUCGGCGGGAUUUCGGAGAGCGUCGAACAGAACGUAAUGCAUGCAUACGACAUGGCGUUCGGCGGAGGAGGUUUCGCCGUGAGUUACCCCUUGGCGGAGAAAUUAGUCAAAGUAUUGGACGGUUGUCUUAACCGGUACUACUAUUUCUACGGCUCCGAUCAACGCAUUUGGGCUUGCAUUACCGAGAUCGGGGUCCCACUCACCAAAGAGCCAGGCUUCCAUCAGUUUGACGUUAGAGGGGAUGCGUAUGGACUGCUUGCAGCGCAUCCCAUGGCGCCACUGCUCUCAUUCCACCACGUUGAGGCCUUGGCACCCAUGUUCCCGAACAAGACCCGGACCGGCUCCUUGGAAGCCCUUAUCGAACCGUACAGGCUCGACCCUUACCGGAUCCUCCAGCAAAGUAUCUGCUACGACAACAAGAGGAAAUGGUCGAUCGCCGUUGCAUGGGGAUACACCAUUCAAAUAUAUCCAAAGCCGGUGGCCGCAUUCGACCUGCAUACCCCGCUGCAAACUUUCAAGACAUGGAGGAGUUGGAGCGACGGACCUUUCACGUUUAAUACUCGAAUCAUGCCGGUCGACCCAUGCGAACAGCCGGUCAUCUACUUCCUGGACCGGGUUGAGGAGGUUGGCUCGACUGGAACCCGGACCAGAUACAAGUUAGACACGUCGGGAAAAACCUGUAAUAAUACAGCAGUUUAUGCCCCGGUAAUGGCUAUCAAAAGCAUCAUAGUUACUUCGAUGAAGAUGGCUCCCGAUUAUUGGCAAAAGGCGCCCCAUCGGCAAUGCUGUGAGAUCAAGGAUAGAGGGAGCAAAAAGAAGGGAAGUAUGCUAAUUAGGAUAAGGAAAUGCAGACAAUGGGAAACGACUAGUAUUUAGUGGUACAUAGGCAGGGCAAUUUGUGUUGGUACUUCAUAUAUACGAGAAUAUGUUACUCGAACCCGGAUACACAGGUAUGUUCGAGAAUAUGUUACUCGAACCCGGAUACACGGGUAUGUUCGAGAAUAUGUUACUCGAACCCGGAUAUGCAGGUAUGUUCGAUUUUUCUAAGUUUCCCUCACAUAUUUAGAGGGUUAUUAUCCCCAUAUUCACGCCCUGAUACGCGGUUGGACAUAUGGGUCGGAAAAUGAAGAGCCG
Messenger RNA from Hibiscus syriacus, 1750 nucleotides. RefSeq lists its product as uncharacterized. The transcript has 4 exons. Bases 20 to 1492 code for a protein of 490 amino acids. Gene Ontology annotation, molecular function: acetylglucosaminyltransferase activity. Lineage: Eukaryota; Viridiplantae; Streptophyta; Magnoliopsida; Malvales; Malvaceae. The record is from RefSeq and is a predicted model, not a curated record.